Messenger RNA from Anoplopoma fimbria (sablefish), 3975 nucleotides. RefSeq names its product PR domain containing 4 (gene prdm4). Lineage: Eukaryota; Metazoa; Chordata; Actinopteri; Perciformes; Anoplopomatidae. Gene Ontology annotation, biological process: regulation of transcription by RNA polymerase II; cell fate commitment. Gene Ontology annotation, cellular component: nucleus; cytoplasm. The coding region runs from base 140 to 2797 and encodes 885 amino acids. The record is from RefSeq and is a predicted model, not a curated record. Gene Ontology annotation, molecular function: DNA-binding transcription factor activity, RNA polymerase II-specific; histone deacetylase binding; RNA polymerase II cis-regulatory region sequence-specific DNA binding. The transcript has 12 exons.
UGCAACGCCACUGCGCAUGCGCACAACGUGCAGUCCAGCGUCAUGGCUCCGUGCGGGGAGGUAUUGUGCUGGGAGAAACAUCUGAAAGCCCCAUUCAUCAGUACACGGUUACGGAUGGGCAUCAGUUGUUGAAUUCAGGAUGAACGACAUGAACCUGAGUCCUGUGGGCAUGGACCAGCUCACCGUGCCCUCGGUGAGUGCCAGCCACCUGGGUCUGCCCACCUCCCCGACACACAACCCCAUUCCCACUCAAGGCAUGUCAGUGGCCAUCCCCAGCCUGGGUCCUUCCCUGGGCUCCCUUCCCUCUGCCCUCUCGCUGAUGCUCCCCAUGGGUCCACUGAGUGACAGAGGAGUGAUGUGCGGCCUGCCAGAGAGGAACUACUCUUUGCCACCACCUCCGUACCCCCACCUGGAGAGCAGCUACUUCCGACACAUAUUGCCAGGUAUCCUGUCAUAUCUGGCAGACCGUCCACCACCUCAAUACAUCCAUCCCAGCAGCCUUAACAUGGAUGGGACCCUGUCGGUGGCCAGCAACAAUCCCUCAGGUCUUGAUCCCUACAGUGGCCCUGGAGGCCCGCUGGAGCAGGGCCUGGUGCCCAUGGACUCAAGACAGGUGAGUGGCCAGGGAGACCUCCACCAGACUGGUGCUCAUGAGCUGGACUCAACAGGAUUGGCCAUGGAGUCACGUGUCAGCAGCCCCAUGUCCCCUGACCGGAUGGGAGAGGAACUGGCCACCAUGGACGGGGUCGGGGUGGUUGUAGUGUCUGACACCCAGCAACAGCUCGGAGGGGGAAGGCAGCCUCAGCAGCAUGAGGGAUUGACUGGGGUGGACUCAUCUGGUGGGGUGAUGCCCCUCCAUGGACCCCCUGUUCUAGAACUACCGGUGGUGAUGGAGCAGGAUCAUAUGGGGGGCAGAGUGGGGAACUCUGGGGGAGGAGGAGCAGGAGGACUCGGGGAGCAGCUCCACUCAAAUGGGGAGCUGAACUCCGGCGUUGUCAGUGUGGUGCUCACUGGCUCCAUGGCCAGCCAGGGCCAACUGGAGCCGGUGUCGCUCCAUGGGCACUCUGGGAUGGGACUAGAGGCAGUGAAUGUGUCCCCCAUCACUGCAGAAGUGUCGCUUGGGCCAGAAAACAACCUGGUGCUUGUCAACUCCACCCUACAGCUAGAGGAUUCAAACUCCAACAAGGAGAACAUGGUCACUGCCUACACCAUCUGGUGCACACUGUGUGAGCGCUCAUAUACCUCAGACUGUCCAGAGCAUGGCCCGGUCACCUUCAUCCCUGACACGCCUAUCCAAAGCCGGGCUCGCCUCUCUCUGCCGCGUCAACUGUGCCUGCGCAUCUCAGUAGCUGACGAACCGCUUGGAGUUUUUGCACGGGAUGUCAUUCCUCAAAGAACCUGCUUUGGACCAAUGGUGGGCCAGCACUGUAGCAAUGUGGACCUCUCUGAUUGGCCAGAUAAAGACACACCUCAAAUAUGGAAGAUGUAUCACAACAAUGUGCUGGAAUUCUACAUCGUGACAACGGAUGAGAAUGAGUGCAACUGGAUGAUGUUUGUCCGCAAAGCAAGAACACGUGAGGAACCGAACCUGGUGGCGUACCCUGCCAACGGUAAACUGUUCUUCUGUACAACCACAGAGAUCCACCCAGACCAGCAGCUGCUCUUCUAUUACAGCCGAGACUACUGCAGGCUGAUGGGUGUUCCGCAGGUCCCUGAGGGCCAGAUCUGCCAUUGUGGCAAAGAGUGCUCCUCCUUCUCUGAGCUCAAGUCUCAUCUUGAUAGCCAUAACAGUAACCACAGCCAUAACCAACCUCCACACAGCCACAGUCCAUCACAGCAGGACCACUCACAGCAACAGCAACAACCACAGCAGCAGCAGCAGCAAGAGCAACAACCACAGCAACAACAACACACUCACCGGGAAGAGAAGCUUACCAAUGGGACCUCAAGCUCCUCCUCUUCCCCAUGGCCCUGCCACACUCACGCUGCGGGACAAACAAACAGUGAUAACAAUAGCAGCAGUGCCAGCAGUAAUAGAAACUCUAAUAAUGUUAUCUCCAGAGCAAAAGGUCAGGGUCAUGUACGGGAGAAGAAAUUCAAAUGCAGCAUGUGUUCCCGGGCUUUUCUCACAUCCACAAAGCUCAACGUGCACUUCAUGGGGCACGUGGGGAUGAAACCUCACAAGUGUGAAUACUGCAGUAAGGCCUUCAGUGACCCCAGCAACCUCAGGAUGCACCUCAAGAUUCACACAGGUCAGAAAAACUACAGAUGCACAGUGUGCGAGAAGUUGUUUACCCAGAAAUCCCAUGUGGCAUCGCAUAUGCUCAUCCACACCGGUGCAGAGAAGCUCAAGUGUGACCUCUGUGACCGAGCAUUCAUCAGGAAACAUGACCUGAAACAACACAUGUUCUCUCACACACAUGAGCGCCGCAUACAGUGCCCAAAGUGCAACAAACACUUCCUCAAGACCAACCACCUGAAGAAGCACAUGAACUCUCACGAAGGCCGAAGAGACUUUGUCUGUGAGAAAUGCCACAAAGCUUUCCUCACCAAAUACCACCUCACCCGUCACCUCAAGAUAUGCAAAGGGCCCAAGACGGAACGAGCGUCUCGUAAGGAGCGGGAACUAGAUGAGGAAGAGGAUGAAGACGAGGAGGAAGAGGAGGAGGAGGAGGAGGAGGAGGAUGAUGGUACAGGAAGAGGAGGAGAAAGACUUGUAGACUCAGCCAGCAAUGAAGACUGUGGAUUAGAUGUUGGAGGAUAUAACUCUGAAAAGUCCCUGUCACCCCCUCAUUGACAACACUGUGCCUUUUGAGAUGUCUUGUUUAUUUAUAUGCAUUACUACAGUAAUACUGUUUACCUCCAGUUUAUACCAAUUACCAGUUACUUUGUCAAAUUUGGUUUGCAACUUUUUGCAUUUCAUCCAUUCCAUUAUAUUAUCAUGUCGAUGUUGUUCUUUCGGUCACUCACUACCCAAAGCUCUUGAUCAUAGGUGAGGGUAGGAAUGUAGGUGGACUGGUAAACCGAGAUCUUUGCCUUUCGGCUCAGCUCCCUCUCCACUACAACAGUCUGGUGCAACACCCAUAUCACUGAUGAUGCUGCAUCAAACUGCCUGUCCAUCUCACGCUCAAUUUUAUCCCUUACUUGUGAUAAGGACUAAAGUCCAGCCUCUUUCCAGGAGUUUUGUUCCUGACCCACAGCUAUGCGUAGAGGUGAGCCCAACUAUGUCCAGUUGAUACCGUUCUUUCUCCAACACCAGUCCCGGUAUCUUCACCCAAGAGAGGUCAUGUUCCUCGUCCCUAGAGCCAGUCUGCGAUGCCAGGGGUCGACAUGCCUAGGUCUCUGCCUUUUCCUGCUGCCUGGAUCACAAUGCACCUGACACUUAAGCCUAUCUCUGCGAUGCCAUGAGCCCACAGGGUCACAGGGACACACAAACCCCUCCACCAUGUUACUGUGGUAAUUCAUCCGAUUGCAUAGUCAAUACUUUUUAAUUGCCACAGUUUACAUUUUCAGAAUUUUACAAUAAAACAUAAUAUUAAGUCUCGCCCAAGCAUAUCUGUGCUGGUGAAAUAAUCUCUGUCAUAUUAUAAGACAACUCAUCAAGAUCUGACUUAAUUUCUACAAAACUCUAAUAAGUUAAAUUGGUUGAUGGGAUCCAUAUAAGCUAACAUGCAUUCUAUGUUAUUCAGACUACUUGUUUUUUGUGUCACUCAAUAACAUGGGAUGAAUGGUUGAUAUUCAUUUGUAGUUGCACAACAAUGUCAAUUAAACUUUCUGAUGCCAUAUUCUUGCGUAUAAAUCCGGAUAUGUAAAUGGCCUUGGCCAUUCUUAAUUUAUUAAAACCAGGUUUUGUACUCUUUUCUUUUUUUAAUAUUAUUUCUGUGUGAAUGGAAGUGAGCCUCUUUGUGAUAUGUCUCAUUGUGUGAAUGUUGACUUAAUGUUAUAAUUAUAUUAUUUAUGUUGUCGCUCCGUCAA